Molecule: messenger RNA, 435 nt
Organism: Candidula unifasciata
Lineage: Eukaryota; Metazoa; Mollusca; Gastropoda; Stylommatophora; Geomitridae
Source: the annotation of a GenBank genome assembly
GUUGAGAGCAACUUCAAGAGAGAGAUGCAGUGGAAAAUCAACUUGUACAGAGGCUAUCUAGCUAUUUGCCACUCAGAUGACCACCAUCUCAACCCACAACAGAUUGAGCGCUUAGUCGAGACAUGCGGUAACCAGGUUAUCAAAGAAUGGCGGCGUCUUCCACACAUUGUUUCACAUAUACAUGUGCAGUAUCUUCAGGCUGCCCAGAUGAUCAUGGAGCUACAGGAAGCUGCUCAGAUCAACCAAGGACUGCAGCCAGCAAAUAUAACACGUACCGCCAGUGUUCACGACAUGAAAGCUAUUGUGAAAACAUGGAAAAACCGCCUGCCAAUGAUAUCUGAUGACCUUUCACACUGGAGUGAUAUUUUCACUUGGAGACAGCAUCAUUACCAGUUCAUCAUCCAACAUUAUGAGAGCCAGGUCCCAGCUGAGAAU